Molecule: messenger RNA, 294 nt
Organism: Penicillium samsonianum
Lineage: Eukaryota; Fungi; Ascomycota; Eurotiomycetes; Eurotiales; Aspergillaceae
Exons: 2
Coding region: 1-294 (97 amino acids)
Source: RefSeq, a predicted model, not a curated record
AUGAUUAUUGAUAUCAUUUUUUUCGGUCUGAAGCUCAGGGUUCACUAUAUAAAGCCCCACCGCGGUCGGAUCCUGGCUGUCGGGUCCGCAGCCAGCAAAUGGGUAUGGUCCUGGGGUGCACGAUACGGCGCUGAUCGACCGAACCUUGAAAGUCUCCGUAUCUUGGUUGCUCUUUAUCCGGUAGUUGACCAUGGCCACGAUGGUGGAAAGGGUGCAGGGGCCUCCAAUCCCAAGACCCUGAAAAACCCCCCCGCCAACCUUGGAACUCGCCGUACAAUCCCUCCAAUUAAUUGA